UGUCAGGGGCAGCGCAUCUAUCAGUGCUAGCACAGGAUUAGCAGCUUUUAUGUUAUGACAAGUCACGAAAUAUGUAUUUAUUUUAGCAAAAAGGGACCGUCGUUGCAUUUUUUGCCACUCACUCGAUGGUGUCCUGCUUCGUUCUCGUCUUUUCUCAAACAGAACAGAUGUUUGCAGCGGGGCUAGCUCUGUAGCUAAACAACACAGGUAUGCUAAUGUCAGAGGAUAGCUAACGUCUUCCAACAUCAAGCCCGCCUGGUUUGUGUUGUCACGUUAACCUGUUCAUAUUUCCGUUGAAACAAUAUCUAACUCCCUGUUGUUAACUAUGAAUGACGCUUACGAAGAUUUACUUGAGCACGAAGAAACCGACAUGAGCGAGAAACCAUUCUCGCCUCCUUGCAAGGCUCCUUCUCGCUCUACUCGGCUGCACAUCCAGAAAAGCAAUGUGUGCUCUCGUGCUUAUUUCGUCGUGGUUAUGGUAUUCUUCCAUGUUUACAUCCUGAAUAUUAUUGCCCUACUGCUCUACGUGCACUACAACAACGGCCCUGCGGAUUUAGUGAUGGGAGAUGGGGCUUCCCCUGCUUCAGUCAUCCAUGCUGAUGAUACUUUGCCUCCACCUGCUCCAUCGGUGGGUGACUUGGAUGGAGAAGACUACAGUCAGAGUUUCAGCCUGCAUCGUUUGGAGGGGAUAAGGGUUGGACAUGUUCAGCAGGUGUCUAUUGUAGCAGACAGAACACAUGAGAUGAAAACACUGAGUCUGAAACCUUUGCUGUUUGAGAUUCCUGGUUUUCUGUCAGAGGAAGAAUCACGUGUGGUGGUACAGCUGGCCCAGCUCAAAGGUCUGAUGGAUAGCCAGACAGCAACACCUAGCCAGGAGCAAGCAGAGCUAAACCAGCCUCUGCUUUCUCUAAGCACAGAGGAGGUCUUCAGUCUGCUGGACCUGAACCAAGACGGCUUUCUUCAGAAGCAAGAGAUUGUGAGUCAUUCCCGUUCUCGAGAUGGGACGUGGUUGAGCCCAGCUAGCUUACGGCAAAUACUCUCUGGUCUGGAAGCCUCUCCAACAGGGAUUCUGACGCUCGGAGAGUUCCGCCGUGUCUAUGAUGGGUCCCAGCACCCACGACAACCGCGCAGUGGGAACCUGCAUAGACACUUUAAGCAAAGAAACAGGCAAACAUGGCUUUUUCAGGGACCAGGAUCUCACCACGUUGUGCAGUCACUCAGGAAAAGGGUAAUCUCUCUGACACGUCUGCCCUCUGCACUGGUUGAGCUAAGUGAACCGCUGCAGGUAUCUCGCUACGAGCAUCAAGACUUCACCGACGCUCACUAUGAUAGCAGCUCGUCUCACUCAGAGACCACCUGUGCGCACACACGGCUGGCAGGAAACACCUCAGCGCUCACAGAGGUCUCCUGCAGGUAUUUGACAGUGUUAUUUUACCUCAACUCUGUGGAGAGUGGUGGAGAAAGUGUCUUCCCUGUGGCAGAUAAUCGUACUUACGAUGAGCAGGUUGGAUGGGCGAGCUAGACGAGUACUCCUUGCAUGGUGAUUGUCCUGUCAACCGAGGAGUAAAGUGGGUGGCCACCAGCUGGGUCAACGUUGACCCCAAUUACCAGCAGCAGGCUCGCUACCAGAGACUAGUUGCUCAAAGACAUCAAGCUAAGUCUGCCGUGGAUGACCAUUACCCAUCUCUCUCACACGGCGACCUCCACCUGGAUCUAUAGCCAAGGCAUUCAUUUACCUAAUAAUUUAUAUCUGCUUUAAAAUGCACCAAUCCUUCUAGUUAGGUCUGACUAACAUUUACACACCGUAAGAUAAUAUGGAGCACUUUGCAAACAUCAUGAACCCCUAACAUUAGAUCAUAGAUACCCCUUACAUUAAGUCGGAUUGGUUGGUUUACGGCUGUCUUUGAGCAAAGCUUUUCAGGGUUUCCGAAGGACUUAAUGGGCUCCUCUGAAAAUGUUUAAGUGCAUAUUGUUGUUGCUCAAAGUGCCAAACUUAUGUCUCACAGACAUAACAGCAUCUCUGCAGUAAGAAGUGAGUCCCAAAGAGCUGUUAGCAUAGGUUUCUUUGUUUCCUGAAGAUGAGAUUAGCAGAUGCAAUUAACAGUCCUUAUUGGUUUAUUAUUUCUCAAACUGUUUAAAAAUCUGAGCAUGUUAUGUAAAGUAGUGCUAUGAUUUGCUUCUUGAAUUUUUUUUUUCAACUUUUCACAGCUAACAAUACAAUUUGUUAUUGAUCCUGAAUCACUUUACUUUGUGUAGGCCUAACAAUAACUUUUUAGAUGCCUUUAUUAAACAUUUAAUGAUUCAUAGGCUAAUGUUGGACAGAUCAACAAGCUUAAAAUUGUAAUUAAAAUCAUUUUUAGUACAGGGGAUUUAAAUUAAAUUUAUUUAAAUCUUCCAGUGUCAAAAACAUGUUAAGAUCCUUAAAAGAAAGUCUGGAAGCUGUUGCUCAAGACCACCUUAAAUGAACUCAAGCAGGUCACUAACAUCAAGUGAUAAAGGGAGGUUCAGGACUUUUGAACUGGUCUAAGCCUGUAUGAAAGUUGCACAAAUUAGCAUCACAUAUUUCUUCAUGAAAUCUCCAUUUCAAUGUUAACAGGACAGAUUCACUAUAAUUUAUGAUUUGUUAAAAAAAAAAAAAAAACGUUUUGUGAAAAAUGUAAGAGAUUAAAUGUUUUAACAACUUAACAGCACCUUAAUAAUAAAUGAUAGAUUUAGAGGGAUUGGUAUUUAUAAACACAGAGAAGAGAUAUCCAAAACAGGCUGUCUGAUAAUGGCCAGCUUAAUUGCACUCUGUCUGAGUAGAUGAGGCCUCUGCCCCUGAUUCAGGUCAUUUUAAUUUAUUGAUAUGAAAUUGAAGCCAUUUUCUUGUGGUCAUGUGAUAAUUGUCGUCUGUGAAUGUAUUCCUGAUGGAAAGUGCUUCUCAGAUAUAAUGUGUCAGCUCAUUUUUUCAUCUUCAUGUCCAGAGUUAUUGAUAUUGGUCGCAAAGUGUUAUUUAAUAAAGCUUUGUUUAAAAUCCAACAGUCAGGACUAUACUGGGCUGGAUAGAAUAAUGCAAAGCCAGUCCUUCAGGUAAAAGUCAAGUCUAGAUCUUUGGUCUGUUUUACUGCGCGUUAAUAUCUGCACAACACAAAUGUAUUUAUUGUCUGUGUCUAUUUAUUUAUUUAUUUAUUACCAUCAUUUGGUCAUUUAAGUUAAAGACGUGUAUUUAUUAAUGGUUGACAUUGCACUAAAUCUGUAAGUGUGAACAAUGUACUUGUGUGUGUUAAGACAUUAAAUCUAUAAAGCUAUGU
Molecule: messenger RNA, 3290 nt
Organism: Cyprinodon variegatus (sheepshead minnow)
Lineage: Eukaryota; Metazoa; Chordata; Actinopteri; Cyprinodontiformes; Cyprinodontidae
Product: transmembrane prolyl 4-hydroxylase-like
Exons: 8
Coding region: 326-1522 (398 amino acids)
Biological process (GO): peptidyl-proline hydroxylation to 4-hydroxy-L-proline
Cellular component (GO): endoplasmic reticulum
Molecular function (GO): procollagen-proline 4-dioxygenase activity
Source: RefSeq, a predicted model, not a curated record